Molecule: messenger RNA, 421 nt
Organism: Didymodactylos carnosus
Lineage: Eukaryota; Metazoa; Rotifera; Eurotatoria; Philodinida; Philodinidae
Source: the annotation of a GenBank genome assembly
CCGCGACGAGAAAAUCUUAGACACAGAUGACAUACAAGAAGACGAAGUGGAGCAAAUGGACGUUGUUGAAAAAGACAAUAUCCCGCAGUCUAACAGUAAUACACGAAGUGAAUCAUCGAAACGCAUGGCUCCUAAGCCACUAAUACCUCAAUCACCUCAAACGUUGCCAAUGAAGACACAACAAACAUACGAUCCUCAAACAAUAACAUCCUCACAUGACAAUCAGCCACAAACUGGUGGAAACCUUCAACGACCACCAGUACGCGGAAAUCUUCACUGGUCGCCAUCACAAACACACAGUAAAAUCCAGCAUUCACAAACCGAUGAAAACGUACCAGAUUUACAAGCAGCUGCAGCUACCCGCCCUCAUGCAACCCGGCAAAUUCAACGACCAGUCAGCAAUGUUUUUUCGCAAAGAUAA